CUGCUUUAAGGUUGUGAGUCUCUUUGGGGUGAGACCUGUGGACCUGGCAGGACAGAGCCUAACAGAGUCUGAUGGCUUCCCACAAUCCUGCUGUACCCCCAGUACCUUUGCCGAAGUACUGCAGUGUGACCACAACCCUGAAGGCCCCUGGCUGGGGCUGUGCAGCAGUACCCACAGACCUCUCCUGCGCCUGCCCCUUUGCCCGCAGAACUCCUGGGUUUCCCAGGACCCACGCUUUCACCAGGUAUGCUUUGCAUCACCCAUGUCUCCACAUUGCUGACCCAGCCUGGGAGGACCCUGGCUGGCUGGGAAGAGUUAGAGAGGCUGCGAACACCUGGGUCCUGGCAAGGAGGGAACCAGAUGGAUUUUAUUACCCGGCUCAGAUAAAGCCUGCUCCAGAGCUGGAGAGGCAAGGGAUCCUGCUUGUGGAGUUUGAGGCUCCCUUUGUCACAGACCCCAAACUGCCAGCCCAGAGGCAGAGUGUGGUCUCAGAAGAAGAUGUUGUUCAGCUCUCACCAUACGUGGAAUAUUCACUGCGACCUGGGGACAAGGUACUGGCAGCAUGGGAGCCAGGGCAACAGCGAUAUGGUCCUGGCACUGUCCUCUUGGGCUCAGAGAUGCAAGCAUCAAAGGAAGAAGAAAUCACUGUUCACUUGUGGAGUGGCAAGACAGCUCAGGUGCCUCUAGGUGGGGUCAGGUGGGUGCCCCCCACUGUCUGGAAGAAGGCUGUGGAAAGACUGAGCAAGUCUCAUGCGAGUGAGCGCCCCUGUGCCCUCCUCGGGGCCCCUUGCUGCUCUCCCCUGGGGAUGGUCACUGGAGACAGCACCAACAGGCUUCCUCCAGACACCACCUUCCUGUGCCCUCCCUGCCAUCCUCAUGCCUGCUGCCAGCUGCUGUGUCAGGCCCACUUCUGCUGCUGUCCCUCGAUGAGCUCCACCUGGUGGCCUCUUACUAGGACCUCAGAUACCACAGCCAGAGAACAGCCAGAGUCAGAGCUGAAGCCUACAGCACAACUUCUGCCCCUUGAAGGCCCUAAAGAGGAGCCGGUAGCAGUGCAUGCUGUCCCCAUUGUUUCUUCCUCUUCCUCCUCCUCCUCCUGUGAAGAAGAUUUGGAGGAUAAUCUGGAAAUCGGCCUUCCCCAGAGACUGGUGGUGAACAGCGCAGUGAACACUGACCCCAUCCUCCCUGAGAGGCCUCUGAGACAGAGCAGCCUCCGCCAGCCCGAGUGGAGGUACUGGAGGAGGAACGGGCCGGAGCCACGUCCUAGGAAGCCAGGAAUAAGAUGUCACAACAUCGGGAAGGAAAAUGACAACAAACAAGAGAAAGUGCAAGUUGCAGUAGUUGGGACUACCAAGGAACUACUAAGGCCAACCAAUAUGAAGGCACUGCAACUGCUACAGGGAGCUCAACACAGAAAACUGGGUCCAAGUAUCACAAUGCAUCAGCAGGAUAAGAGUACAUCCAAAACCAAAAGCCCCUAGGAUCUAGGAAAUGAAAAGGCAGGCACGGCAAAUAUUUGAGGAGCGUUCCAAGAGUGGCUGAUUGGCCUUCAAUGGAAAGAGGUAGCGCACAUACUGGAGGCGAGAAGCAAAUGGGCACCUGUGAUUUCACCCACUUAAGACCUUCCUGGAGAUGAGCAGCAGGAGGGCAGUUGCAGGAGCUGGCGGCCUUGUCCAAGCACUCCUUGUCAAGGGCCUGGUGGGACCACUGGAGGACACCUUCCCCACAGAAGCCAGUGUCUGGUUGGCCAGCUUUGGGAAUGUGUUCAUGACGUCUCUGCCA
Octodon degus (degu) is the source of this 1782-nucleotide messenger RNA. RefSeq names its product chromosome unknown C11orf16 homolog (gene CUNH11orf16). Bases 72 to 1481 code for a protein of 469 amino acids. Lineage: Eukaryota; Metazoa; Chordata; Mammalia; Rodentia; Octodontidae. The record is from RefSeq and is a predicted model, not a curated record. The transcript has 7 exons.